UCUCCAUCAGGGACAGGCAGAGCUACGACUGUGGAAGCAACCGGAGAAGAUUUCCUAGAGGAAGAUGACGUUCAGGUUUCCCGUAGCGGCCGCGUGACUGCUGUCGCAGGAGUUGAUGGGUUCGAAAUUGACACCGACAAUCUAGACAACGACGACCUCCUUCAGGAGGCAACGGACAUUUUUGACACUACGGCGAUCGACAAAGCAGAGUUGUCCAUAGACGAGUUAUUUCCAGGUGGAGAGCAACAGCAAGGAGGCUUGGGUGGAGCAGGUUCAGGUGGAGGUGAUCAUUCCGAUCCUCUAGAGAACAAGAACAAUGCUUCUCCUCUGUCUACUUUCAACUUCUUUAACACGGCGUCCUCCACAACCUCUAGUACUGGUUGUUCAGGAGGCAAUCGCGCAGUGUCUGACUCGAUGCGAACAGUGGCACAAUUCAAAAGACUCAACUCGGGUCAUAGGUUAAGCAUGUCCACGAACCAACAAUUAGGUGGAGGUGGUGGCGGUACAGGGAUUCUUGGCGAGGGCGGAGGUGCUACUAGUGGAAGUCGGCGACCGACUCUGACGAACCGCAACAAGAUCGUAAAUCGAAGCACAACUGUCGAUGACCCGAAGAAGUUCCUCGUUGAGGGUCUCACCUCGGUGGUGCCGGAGAAUAGUGGUAAUAUUCAGUCUUGGUAAAUUGCUAUAGCGGUAUAACUAAUAGAUAUUUAUUUACUAUAGGCUAUUUAAGUUACCCUUUUCUCUUUUCUAUCUUCGUCUGGUCUUUCUUUUUUCUAGUUAGGUCGGCUCCGCCACAACUAUAGGCUAUUUAAGUAGUGACUCCAUAACCCUCAUGUAGACGUUUAGUACAGAAAACGUUGUUGUUCUCUGCGCCUCAUCUUAUCUUAGUUUCCUUCUCAUUUCUAACUUCCUCUACUCUCUCCAUUUUAUCUCAAGCCUAAACCGUUACUAUAGUGGUAAUAGUUGAAUAGUGGUAAUAGCGAAUAGUUGAGAAGUGGUACUUCUUUUUUCGAUUUUUUGUACCUAGAAGAAGUGGCGUGACUAUAGAAUUAAUAUUCAAAAGACGGUCUUUCGGAAGGCAAAUUCACUUCAUUUCAGGUCACACUGGCGCCGUGGUUAGUCCGUCUCCGAAUGCAGGAGCUACUGUGGGUCGAGUCUCCAUCUGUGUCCCCGCUCAUCGCUCGACCCUUGAAGAUGCUUUUCCUGCCACGAGCUCCAAUUCUUCUGACAUGGCGCAUAAGCGCGAGCGCGUCAGCGUGUUGCGAGGAGAACUGUUGCGACGGCCGUCGAUCCUCAAGAAAACGGACACUGCAGGUUUUGGUCAAAAGCGCAAAGACACAUUGAAUCAACGCAGAGUGAGUGUCGCACCUGGUGUAGUGAUGUCACUAGAGCAAGAAGAGCGGAGGG
Messenger RNA from Amoebophrya sp. A25, 1407 nucleotides. Lineage: Eukaryota; Dinophyceae; Syndiniales; Amoebophryaceae. The record is from the annotation of a GenBank genome assembly.